AUGGACAGCAGCACCGUCCCCACCAACGCCAGCAAUUGCACUGAUCCCUACACGCACUCUUCAAGUUGCUCCCCCGCACCUAGUCCCGGUUCCUGGGUCAACUUCUCCCACCUAGAUGGCAACCUGUCCGAACCAUGCGGUCCGAACCGCACCGCGCUGGGCGGGAGCGACAGCUCGUGCCCUCCGACCGGCAGUCCUUCCAUGAUCACGGCCAUCACCAUCAUGGCACUCUACUCCAUCGUGUGCGUGGUGGGUCUCUUCGGAAACUUCCUGGUCAUGUAUGUGAUUGUCAGAUACACCAAAAUGAAGACUGCCACCAAUAUCUACAUUUUCAACCUUGCCCUAGCGGAUGCCUUAGCAACCAGUACCCUGCCCUUCCAGAGCGUCAAUUACCUAAUGGGCACAUGGCCAUUUGGAACCAUCCUCUGCAAGAUUGUGAUCUCCAUAGAUUACUAUAAUAUGUUCACCAGCAUCUUUACCCUCUGUACCAUGAGUGUUGAUCGCUACAUCGCAGUCUGCCAUCCUGUCAAGGCCCUGGAUUUUCGCACUCCCCGCAAUGCCAAAAUUGUCAAUGUCUGCAACUGGAUCAUCUCUUCAGCCAUUGGCUUGCCUGUAAUGUUCAUGGCAACAACAAAGUACAGGCAUGGUUCCAUAGAUUGUACACUCACAUUCUCUCACCCAACCUGGUACUGGGAAAACCUGCUGAAAAUCUGUGUUUUCAUCUUUGCCUUCAUCAUGCCCGUCCUCAUCAUUACCGUGUGCUAUGGACUGAUGAUCUUACGCCUCAAGAGUGUCCGUAUGCUCUCUGGCUCCAAAGAAAAGGACAGGAAUCUGCGAAGAAUCACCAGGAUGGUGCUGGUGGUUGUGGCUGUGUUCAUUGUCUGCUGGACUCCCAUUCACAUUUAUGUCAUCAUUAAAGCCUUGAUUACAAUCCCAGAAACUACAUUCCAGACCGUUUCCUGGCACUUCUGCAUUGCUCUAGGUUACACUAACAGCUGCCUGAACCCAGUCCUUUACGCAUUUCUGGAUGAAAACUUCAAACGAUGCUUCAGAGAGUUCUGUAUCCCAACUUCCUCUACCAUUGAGCAACAGAACUCCACUCGAAUCCGUCAGAACACCAGAGACCACCCCUCCACGGCCAAUACAGUGGAUAGAACUAACCAUCAGCUAGAAAAUCUGGAAGCAGAAACUGCUCCAUUGCCCUAG
Messenger RNA from Enhydra lutris kenyoni (northern sea otter), 1206 nucleotides. RefSeq names its product opioid receptor mu 1. Gene Ontology annotation, molecular function: G-protein alpha-subunit binding; beta-endorphin receptor activity; G-protein beta-subunit binding. NCBI's taxonomy places the organism in Eukaryota, Metazoa, Chordata, Mammalia, Carnivora, Mustelidae. Gene Ontology annotation, cellular component: membrane; neuron projection. Gene Ontology annotation, biological process: neuropeptide signaling pathway; sensory perception of pain; G protein-coupled opioid receptor signaling pathway. The transcript is spliced from 4 exons. The record is from RefSeq and is a predicted model, not a curated record. The coding region runs from base 1 to 1206 and encodes 401 amino acids.